Molecule: messenger RNA, 1287 nt
Organism: Nannospalax galili (Upper Galilee mountains blind mole rat)
Lineage: Eukaryota; Metazoa; Chordata; Mammalia; Rodentia; Spalacidae
Product: testis-specific serine/threonine-protein kinase 5-like
Biological process (GO): protein phosphorylation; microtubule cytoskeleton organization; intracellular signal transduction
Cellular component (GO): cytoplasm
Molecular function (GO): ATP binding; protein serine/threonine kinase activity; tau-protein kinase activity
Source: RefSeq, a predicted model, not a curated record
AUGAGGGGCAACAGCAGAAGCAAGUCAGACCAGAGGACCUUCACAGAGCAGAGUCGAGAAUGUGUGGACAAUGGCUACCUGCUCUCCUCCAAGAUUGGCUCUGGGGCUUUCUCCAAGGUCUACCUGGCCUACGCCACUCAUGAGUGCAUGAAGCAUAACCCCAAGCUGUCCUCUGACUUGCAGGGCAAGCACCACACCAUGCUGAGGCAUGUGGCUAUCAAGAUUGUAUCCAUGGCUGAGGCUCGAGUGGAGUUCUCUAGAAAGUUCCUGCCCCGUGGGAUUUCAUCACUCAAUGCCACCUACAAACACCUGAAUGUAGUGCAGUUGUAUGAGACUUGCCAGAACAGCCAGCGCUCCUACUUGGUGCUAGAGCUGGAGGGCUGAGGUGACCUGCUAGAGCACAUCAAUGCAAUGGCAGACCUCUGUUGUUGCCCAGGGCUGGAGGAGGAAGAGGCCCGACAACUGUUCUGGCAACCGGUCAGCGCUGUGGUCCAUUGCCAUAAUGUUGGCACUGUGCACCGCUUCCCUUCUCCCACAGACUUGAAAUGUGAAAAUAUUCUGUUGGAUGACCAGGGCUUCCUAAAGCUCACAGAUUUUGGUUUUGCAAACCGCAUGCGGCUCAAGAACUCAUUGCUGAGCACCUUCUGUGGUUCUAUGGCCUACACAGCCCCAGACAUCCUCAUGAGCAAGAAGUACAAUGGUGAGCAGGCCAAUCUGUGGAGCCUGGGAGUAGGCAUCAUCCUUCAUGCCAUGGUGUCUGGGAAGCUGCCCUUCAAGGAACAUCAACCCCAUUGUAUGCUGCACAUGAUGCACUGUGGUCCCAUGUUCUGGCCAGGGUUAUCCCCAGUGUGCCGGGAACUGAUCAGAGGACUGCUCCAGCUGCACCCCUGUGCACGCCUGGGACUGCAGCAAGUGGCUGCUCAUUGUUGGAUGCUGCCUGCAAAACAUACGCUGUCUUUAGUACUUGGUGCUACCUCAGAGCAGGAGGCUUCCCAGUCAGCUAUAUCCCUUGACAAAACAGAGCCUGGCACCAAUGUUGUGUAUCGGAGGCAACAGCUGCAGUAUCCCCAACAGAGGACAUCUCCAAGAAGAAUGUCACUGGUCCAGCUCUCUGGGCCCUGGAAACCUGUACCAGAGGAGUGGGUUCUACCAGACUUGGGCUCUGGAACACCAUGGCAGGUGGUUGCGCUCUAUGCCCCAUGUUCACCAUUGGGAACAUGCCUGGGCACUACCUGGUCAAUGGAGGGUGAGUGUGGGCAGACAAAAAUCUUCAUUCUGUGGAGCUGA